CCUCUCGUGCGGCUGUUCGCUUGGUGUCGCGAAGCUCCACAAUUUCGGUCCCGGAAUAUCGUACCCAGUAACAUUCCCAUGAAUGCUUACCAAAAUCCCCUUGUCUGUCAUCGAAUACAGCUUACUCCCGACUACGCCACUUCCCAGAGUCCGAUCCUUGCCCUUCUCCACGUUCAGGUUGAUACACUGCGGAUAAGACUGCGCUCCAUCCAUGUCCUCGGCUACAUGUAAUGCGAUGAUCUCGUGUCGGAGGACGUAUUGUCCCGCUGCGAGCUCUUCCGGUAUCUUGACCAUCCACGACGCUUUGUUCGCUAUUAGGACAUCAGAUGCCCACGUCGCACCUAAAACGUCUGCUCCGCUGGUAUUCAACCACCCCAACUCAUCAAUCUUGACCCAUUCCAACAUACUCUUGUCUGCAUCUGCACAAUUUCCAUUGCAAGCUGCCAGGUAGGAUAACACGGGCCCUUUAUGCGACACUGGCCAUUCGUUCCAUUGCAGCUUAAGUGUAUCACCUGCGGUGGUGUUCACAUCGAUUCCCCCCGGUUUAGAGUUGAAGUGACAUGUAAUGUUGGUUGUGUUGUAUUGCGAAGGAGGUACGAAGAUGUUCCCAAGGUUCUCUGCAGACCAGGCGGCUAAGCUGGGUAGCGGUUUGCCAGUGAGGGCCAUCUCUGGGUCCCAGCCAUCGUAGACAUCUCCGUUCGAGGUAGUGACGUUUGUUAUGCGACCAUGCGCAGAAAUCGUGGGGAUAAGUGCAGCAAGGGAAGCCGCGACGAGAAGCCACAUCUUGGUGGUAUUGGAAGGAAAGAAGAUAGAAGGAAGAGCUCAAAUGGGACCGGCCACACACACACACAACAAGAAAGUUUUUUCUCGAGAAUAGGUGAUUCCUGCUAGAUUUUAUAUC
Messenger RNA from Periconia digitata, 901 nucleotides. NCBI's taxonomy places the organism in Eukaryota, Fungi, Ascomycota, Dothideomycetes, Pleosporales, Periconiaceae. The record is from the annotation of a GenBank genome assembly.